Messenger RNA from Carassius auratus (goldfish), 3329 nucleotides. Its product is annotated as homeobox protein goosecoid-like. Gene Ontology annotation, biological process: regulation of transcription by RNA polymerase II. NCBI's taxonomy places the organism in Eukaryota, Metazoa, Chordata, Actinopteri, Cypriniformes, Cyprinidae. The record is from RefSeq and is a predicted model, not a curated record. Bases 152 to 877 code for a protein of 241 amino acids. The transcript has 3 exons. Gene Ontology annotation, molecular function: DNA-binding transcription factor activity, RNA polymerase II-specific; RNA polymerase II cis-regulatory region sequence-specific DNA binding. Gene Ontology annotation, cellular component: nucleus.
CUGUUGCGCUCGGUCACUCUUUCCAAAGGAGAAAAACACACUGAGAAUUCGCUUUUUUUGGCUACUAUGAGGGAAUCCUGUGCUCUUUAAAAGGACUAUAAGAAUAUUAAAGUACUGUUGGCACUAAAUCUCAAAUAUCGUUUCGCUUGUGAUGCCCGCUGGGAUGUUUAGUAUCGACAGCAUCUUGGCAGGGAGACCCAGCUGCAAGGACUCGGUUCUGCUCCAUCGGAAUGCUCCGGUUGUGUUCUCCAACUUGACGGAAUCCUUGUACACAGCAGCCGGCGAUUUUAACGGACUGUAUUCACACACCGGACCUCCAGCUCCUAACUUACAGUCGGUAAAUGGAACCAGGAUAGGCUACAACAACUACUACUAUGGACAACUUCAUGUCCAGGGGCCGACUGGACCCGCUUGCUGUGGCGCAAUACCAACUCUCGGCUCGCAACAGUACCCGUGUAUUCCUACAGGCUACGACAGCACCGGUUCAGUACUUAUUUCUCCAGUCCCACAUCAGAUGAUGUCGUACAUGAACGUGGGCACCUUGUCCAGAACCGAACUACAGCUCCUCAACCAGUUACACUGUCGGCGCAAGAGACGACACCGAACCAUUUUCACCGACGAGCAACUGGAGGCACUGGAGAACCUUUUUCAAGAAACCAAAUACCCUGAUGUUGGCACGCGAGAGCAACUGGCACGAAAGGUGCACCUACGCGAAGAGAAAGUAGAGGUUUGGUUCAAAAACAGACGAGCAAAAUGGAGAAGACAGAAAAGGUCGUCAUCAGAGGAAUCAGAAAACUCACAGAAAUGGAACAAAACCACGAAAACAACCACAGAGAAAAUCGAGGAGGGCAAAAGUGACGUGGAUUCUGACAGCUGAUAGACAGAACAUGAGACGGGGAAAUCUUGCACAAAUAUGAGUCGGACUUUAUGUACAUAUUGUAAAGUGGCAUGUGAGUAGGAGUGUAAAUGUGUUGUCAUGCUGUUGCACAGAUGUAUAGUAAAUGUUACCUUUAACAAUUAUAUUGUUAUUUAUAUUAAUUUAAAUUUACACAGACAAAACAAGGUGGAUUCUGGCCAUAGUAAUAUUAUCUGAUAUAUACUGAAACCUAUUUUUAAUUUUUAUUUUUUAAGUCUUGUCAUAAGAUAUACCUAAAUAAGAUCUUUUGGAAUGGACUGUAACUAAAGAGAAUUAUACAAUGGCAGGACGAUUAAUUUGGACAUUGAUAAAAUCAACGUUUAAUGUCGCUUGAAAAAAAACAAAAAACAAGCAAAUAUUAAAGUAAUAUCUGAAAAUGUUUGAUUUUUCGUCUUUAUUUAAAAUGUUGCAUAUAUUCUGCACUUAAAUUAAUUUAGUCCUUUUAGGAUUUGAUGAUUAUCAGCAUUUUUGAACCGAGGAAAUUUGUAAUUUAGGUGUUAUAAUUUACCGUGAAUACAUUUUCAUUAAAUGUAGAGAUCCCAUAAUUUGUGAACUCGAGAAUUCUCUCUUUAUUCUAUAUUACCCCGCUGUAAUUUGGCACUAGCCUAGGUAAAUAAUAAAUAACACACUGAUUGGGAACAAGUUUAUUAGAAAAUGUUCUUUCACAUGACAGGAUGUCUAAUUUUUUUAUCUCUAGAUAAGUUCAAAAUCCAAAUCAUUACGCCAGAUAAAUAGCCUUGAUGGAUUGUUAUAUUUCUACAAUUAGGCCACAUAAGGCCAUGCUGAUCUAAUAACCACUACAGGAAAGACACGAAGUAGUUUCCUUGUGCAAAGCACGAAAUCAAACUGUUCUUUUAAAUGAACCAAACAGAACUACUUUUUUAUUUUAAGAAUUUCCCUCUUGGAUAUUUAUAUUACAUAAAUAAUUCACACGAUAAAAAAAAAAAGUUGUAAAGUGACAUUUAUUCGCGACACAACUGAGAAAAAGAAAGAAAUAGCCUACAUACACAUAGGCAUAGCCAAUAUCCUCUAUAGUCAGUUAUUGUCCCUGGUGUUCAACGAUGAGUAUUAUCCCAUAAUAAACUGUUGUGAUUUAAAUGAAUGAAUUAAGCUAGCAUAAUAGUUUGUUUUAUAUUUAAAAUAUGGAUGAUUAAAAAAUAAAUUUGUUUCACGCCAAACAACAACAACAACAAAAAAAAUGUUUACGAUAGCCUAAUAGAUGAUUUUUAGGCAAGUUUUGACGAACAAGUGGCGGCAUUAGGUUCCAUUAUUUUACCGAAAUGUCUCUCGCUUCUGUCCAAUGGCACUUGCUUUUUACAUUUCUAUGUCGAGAUAACAUUCAAAUCAACCAAUAAUGUUCAAAAUGUUGUCAUUGCCUUUUUAUGUUUUCAUAAUAAUAAUAAUAAUAAUAAUAAUAAUAUGUUAUUAUUAUUUUAUUACUAUUAAAAUGUAUUUUUCUGCCCCAAAACAAGCUAACGAUUUCCAGAAGUCAAAAUUCAUUAACCAAACAAGCAUUUCAGUUUCUUUGCUCUCUCAUGCUAAUGGUCCAUAACAUUUAUCCACAUGAUGGUGCGCAAGAGGAAUUAUAUGAAAACUACAAAUGUAGAAGUGUGUGUUUUCCUGUGUGUGAGGAAUGGACAGGGAUAAUGCAUACAUUUAUAAAUGAAUAAUCACAGCUUAGUCUCUUUUAAAGGUAUAAGCUACUUAAAUAUAAUUUGUGGGGCUGGAAACAUGCCAGUGUCUUGCCAGUAAGAGCAGUCUUUUUUGGUUAUAUUGAAAAUGUUCUCUUGAUGAAAUGCAGAUCUUGAGCCUUGAAGAGCAACAGUGUGAGCUAAAUAUUUAUUUGUGUUUAUGCGCUUAUCCAUUUGGGCCAUUUAUCCUCGAAAAUAAACAGCCAUACCCAGUCUGUGAGUAUAUUGACUCAGGACAGCAUGUUUUUCCAUACAUGAAGUUAGAUGCUUUUUACUAAAAACUCCAGCCAUGGAAGACAUUGGUGGUUUCUUAACAAUUUGUUAUUCCUUCACAGUAAAUAGUUAGUGUGUAUAGUAAGUGAUUUUAAAAUUACAGUCCACCUCUCUGUAUACCUUGAGUCUUUAGUCCCCCCCCCUCUCUAUUUUUUAAACAGCACACCAUUCUAAAACCACACUGAAAAAAUAAUACUAUUAAACGUCUUCGGUGACUUUUUAAACACAGAUUAAAGUAGGGUAGUCCAUGUACUUAAAUAUUUGGCAAUAAAACAAACCAAGAAACAAAGCAUGUUGCACUAAUAAUCCUUCACAUGUCUAGUGUGAUUUAUAAAGUGUUUCUUCACUGAGUGCCAGUGAGAUAUACAAAGCAGUCCAUUAAUCUCUGCUUUUCAUAAGGCUGUAAUUUAGUACAAAAAUGUAAUACACACUUUUUUUUUUUUUUUUUU